AUGCACGCACACGUAUCGCAACAAGCGCAAGAGGCACGCGCGGCCGCUUUGCAAGAUGAAAUCGAUCAAUUGCAGAACACACUGGGAAAAGAAGAGAAUGCCGAGAAGAUUGUGUCUCGCCACAUCAAGCUCCUGCAUCGGUACAACGAGGCUAAGGAUGCCGCGCAGAUCAUAAUGGGAAAGCUCGCCGCCCACAAGCAGACAACCAUUCGACAGAUCCAUGAAGACUUUGGGGUGGCCGACGAAGACUGA
Molecule: messenger RNA, 252 nt
Organism: Heterobasidion irregulare TC 32-1
Lineage: Eukaryota; Fungi; Basidiomycota; Agaricomycetes; Russulales; Bondarzewiaceae
Exons: 5
Coding region: 1-252 (83 amino acids)
Biological process (GO): meiotic joint molecule formation; meiotic DNA recombinase assembly involved in reciprocal meiotic recombination; double-strand break repair via homologous recombination
Cellular component (GO): Swi5-Swi2 complex; Swi5-Sfr1 complex
Source: RefSeq, a predicted model, not a curated record